Messenger RNA from Debaryomyces hansenii CBS767, 4602 nucleotides. RefSeq lists its product as uncharacterized. The transcript has a single exon. The record is from RefSeq and is a predicted model, not a curated record. Lineage: Eukaryota; Fungi; Ascomycota; Pichiomycetes; Serinales; Debaryomycetaceae. Gene Ontology annotation, cellular component: plasma membrane. Gene Ontology annotation, biological process: phospholipid translocation. The coding region runs from base 1 to 4602 and encodes 1533 amino acids. Gene Ontology annotation, molecular function: magnesium ion binding; ATP binding; ATP hydrolysis activity.
AUGACGGACGGAAACGAACAGACGCCAUCUACGUUGGCGUUGAAUACGUUUGAUUCAAAUAACGGGUCGCAGAGCUCGCUGUGGCCUAAAAAUUCCCAUGAUGAUGGUAUAGUUCACGAGAACGAAGGGAUGGGAUCCACCUCAUCGGAGGCACCGAUGUCAAAAGGCAACAGCGGAGUGUCGAAGGACAAUAAUACGAAUGCAAGGAACCGUGUGUCGGAUCUUGUAACAACGCCAGCACCUACAUUCAAGGAGAAGUUACAAGCGUACUUCUACAACAAGGGAAUGGCACCCAUGCCCGAAUAUAUGGUGAAAAUCUACAGAAAUACCCCCAGAUACAUUUACGUGAACCACGAGUUGCCUGAGGAGUUGAGGGACUCCAAAACGGGCCAUCCUUUGUUGAUGUAUCCCAGAAAUAAGAUCAGAACCACUAAAUAUACCCCAUUAUCGUUUUUGCCCAAAAAUAUCUUGUUUCAAUUUACAAAUGUGGCCAAUACAUAUUUCUUGAUAUUGGUUAUCUUGGGUGCGUUCCAGAUUUUUGGGGUGCCAAACCCUGGUUUGGCAGCGGUGCCUUUAAUUGUCAUUGUGUGUAUUACUGCCAUCAAGGACGCCAUCGAAGAUUACAGAAGAGGGUCCAGUGACUCUGAGUUGAAUAACUCGCCGAUCCAUUUAUUGCAAGGGUUGAAUAAUACCAAUGUAUUGACCACGUAUGUGGGUCCAUGGAGGAAAUUUAAAAAGUCCUGCACCAGACAGACUAAUAAGUUCUUCAAAGCGUUGAAAAGAGCUGCUAUUAUGGUGUUUGGCAAAAAAUCUAAUAAAGCUGAUCUUCUUAGACAAGAGAAAGAGGAGGAAAUCAAUGCCUUGCAUAGAGUUUCUACUGUGCAUUCCGAAUAUUCGUAUGCUUCAAAUAGAGCUUCGAUGAAUAGACCCUCGUCGAGUAGGCCGAGAAAGUCGGGGCAAUCGCGUGUUUCAAGAAAUGUACAUUCUAAGCCGUUGUCCGAUUCGAUAGUUAGUCCCCAUCUUUUCGCUGAUAACUCUACUAAUACUGUCUUUAAAAAUCGUAGAUGGAAGGAUGUCGCGAUUGGUGAUUUUAUUAGAAUUAGAGCUAACGAGGAAGUUCCAGCUGAUGUGAUCAUUAUAUCAUCUUCAGACAUUGAAGGAAAUUGUUAUAUUGAAACUAAAAAUUUGGAUGGUGAGACUAAUUUAAAGGUUAAAAAUUCAUUGAAGUGUGGUGGUUCUGGUAACAUUAAACAUUCUCAAGACUUGGGUAACACUAGAUUUUGGAUCGAAUGUGAUGCGCCAAACAGUCAUUUGUAUACCUUCAAAGGAACAAUUCAUUAUGAAAAUUAUGACGCAAAUGGCCAAUUGAUUAAUGAAGAUGAAAAAGAAGCAAUUAAUAAUGACAAUGUUUUGUUGAGAGGAUCCACCUUGAGAAACACAAAAUGGGUUAUUGGUGUUGUUGUUUACACCGGUAGUGAAACAAAAAUUAUGUUGAACUCGGGUAUCACUCCAACCAAAUCGUCUCUUAUUUCAAGGCAAUUGAAUUUGUCUGUUAUCAUCAAUUUCUUAGUCUUGUUUAUUUUAUGUUUUAUUUCAGGGUUGAUCAAUGGUCUAUUCUACAAUAAGGAAAAUGUCUCAAGAUUAUAUUUUGAUUUUAAACCAUAUGCUCCCACUGCAGCAGCUAAUGGUGUCCUUGCUUUCUUUGUGGCUUUAAUUAUUUAUCAGUCUUUGGUUCCAAUUUCAUUAUACAUUUCUGUUGAAAUUAUCAAAACUUUACAAGCGUUUUUUAUCUAUUCAGAUAUAAAGAUGUAUUAUGAUAGACUUGACUUUCCUUGUAUUCCUAAGUCUUGGAAUAUAUCUGAUGAUUUGGGACAAAUUGAAUACAUCUUCAGUGAUAAAACUGGUACAUUGACCCAGAAUGUUAUGGAAUUCAAGAAGUGCACGAUCAAUGGUAAGUCGUAUGGUUAUGCCUAUACAGAAGCAAAGCAAGGUUUAGACAAGAGAGAAGGGGUUGAUAUUGUGAAGGAACAAGAAAAAUGGAAACAUAUUAUAGCUGAAAAUAAAACAGAUAUGAUUGAUAACUUAAUCAAAUUCAGUAACAAUGACCAAUUGAAUGAGGAAGCUUUAACAUUUAUUUCCAAUGAUUAUGUUAGAGACACUAUUACACCAGAGUUGGUCUCUGGUAAAGAACAAAAAGAAGCGAAUGAAAAAUUUAUGUACGCUUUGGCUUUAUGUCACACUGUCGUAACAGAACAAAAUUCAGAUAAUCCAAAUUUAAGAGAUUUCAAGGCGGAAUCUCCUGAUGAAGCUGCAUUGGUUGCAGUAGCCAGAGAUGUUGGAAUCGAAUUUAAAGAAAGAUUAAGAAAGUCGUUGGUUUUGAAUAUUUAUGGAAAACCUAGAGAAUAUGAAUUGUUACAGGUUAUACCCUUCACCUCUGCUAGGAAAAGAAUGUCCUGUAUUAUUAGGACUCCAGAUAACAGAAUUCUAUUAAUAUCUAAGGGUGCUGAUAAUGUUAUUUUUUCCAGAUUAGACAAUAAUUCGAACAACGAAGAAGUUAUCACUAGAACAGCAUUACACUUAGAAGAUUUUGCGAAAGAGGGUUUAAGAACAUUAUGUAUCGCUCAGAAGGAAUUAGAUCCUAACUAUUUUCAAAAUUGGUUAGCAAGAUAUAAGGAAGCUUAUUCUUCUAUUGAUGACAGUCGUGAUGAGAUUAUUGAUGAAUUGGAUGAAGAGAUAGAACAGAACUUAAUACUUUUAGGUGGUACAGCUAUUGAAGACAGGUUGCAACUAGGUGUUCCAGAUUCAAUUGGAAUAUUAAGGGAAGCGGGUAUCAAAUUAUGGGUUUUAACUGGUGAUAGAAUUGAAACUGCUAUCAAUAUUGGUUUCUCGUGUAACUUGUUAGAAAAUGAUAUGAAAUUAUUGGUUGUUCGUCCCGAUGAAAGCGACCCUGGAAAUGUUGCGUACAUUGAUAACUUGGUCACAAAAUACUUGCAAGAGAAUUUCAAUAUGCUAAAUGGAACUACAGAUUUUAAUAAUGAAAUUAAGUCCCUCAUGUCUGAAGCUAAAAAUGACCAUUCAUCGCCAACUGCUAAUUUUGCACUUAUAAUUGACGGUGCUGCAUUGGCACAUAUUUUUGGUGUCUUAUCAAAUGAGAAUGAGUCAAUUCAGAAUUUGAAGAACAAAUUUAUGCUACUUGGUAAACAAUGUAAAUCCGUUAUCUGUUGUCGUGUUUCCCCAUCACAAAAAGCUAGUGUUGUCAAGAUGGUAAAGACCUCACUUCAUGUGAUGACAUUAGCCAUUGGAGAUGGUGCUAAUGAUGUUGCCAUGAUCCAGGCUGCAAAUAUUGGUGUUGGUAUUGCUGGUGAGGAAGGUAGACAAGCGGUUAUGUCGUCAGAUUACGCAAUUGGUCAGUUUAAGUACUUGACUAGAUUAUUACUCGUCCAUGGCAGAUGGUCAUACAAAAGGUUGGCAGAGAUGAUUCCUUGUUUCUUCUACAAGAAUGUCGUAUUCACAUUAACGUGUUUCUGGUUCGGUAUUUAUAACGACUUCGAUGGGUCUUAUCUUUACGAAUAUACCUACUUGAUGUUUUAUAACUUGGCAUUUACUUCAUUGCCAAUUAUUGUUUUAGCUGUUUUGGACCAAGAUGUUUCAGAUACUGUUUCACUUUUGGUUCCUCAGUUAUACAGAUCUGGUAUUUUGGGACUUGAUUGGUCACAGUAUAAAUUCUCAUGGUAUAUGUUUGAUGGACUUUAUCAGUCAGUUAUCUCGUUUUACUUCCCAUACUUGUUGAUGUAUAAAUCAUUCCAAAAUCCUCAAGGAUUAGGCUUGGAUCAUAGAUUCUGGAUAGGUGUGGUUGCUGCUUGUAUUUCAGUUACCGCCUGUAAUGUCUAUGUUUUGUUGCAGCAAUAUAGAUGGGAUUGGUUAACUCUCUUGAUUGUUAGUAUUUCCAUCCUUCUUGUAUAUUUCUGGACUGGUGUUUGGAGUUCCAGAGUAUAUGCUGCUGAAUUUUACAAAGCUGGUGCACAAAUUCUUGGUACUUUAGCAUGUUGGUGUACUAUUUUUAUCGGUAUUAUUUUCUGUCUCUUACCAAGAUUUACAUUUGACUUCUUAAUGAGAAAUUUCCGUCCAAGCGACACUGAUAUUAUCAGAGAAAAGGCACUUGCAGGUGAAUAUGAUGAUUAUCCCGAAGUUUAUGAUCCAACUGAUCUCGAAGAUGUUGAAAAACAUAGGAUAUUGAGUGAUUUAAAACAUGGCGAUCCAUCCGUAUUGGAAAGAAUUGGAAACAACAUUAAGGAGGAGAAAAAUGAAGAUCCCUUUGAUACUGGUAGCACAGUGGAAAAGUCUAAUACUCUUAAGAGAACUUUUAAGACGAUCAAAAGACAUGCCACUGUUUCAAAAUCCAGAAAGAAUACUAUUGCCAGUAAUAAUAUAAACAAGCUUGAUUUAAAUCAAUUAAGGUUACAAAUGAUGAAAGAAGGUCAAUAUACUACUGCCCGAAAUUCUUUAGAUAGAAUUCAAACAACCCAUGAACUUCCAGGAUUAACCCAGGCCGAGACUUUACUUUCAUAUCAUACAAGAACAAGUAUUAAUUUUGAGCGUUGA